AACUAGUCCAGAUAAGUCGUCCAGACGACUUCCUGGAAAGUCGUCUGGACGACUUACUGGAAAGUCAUCUGGGCAGACGACUUAAGGGGGUUAGAAACGUAAAAAAAUUUCGGUUUUUUUGUUUGUUCACAAGGGGUUGGUUGUAAUUUCAAUAGCCUUUUAGGUUACUUUUGCAUUUGUUUCAAGUUUGGGUUAAUCUUUGUGUUUGAAAUCAAGUUUUGAGUCAUAUUUGGCAAUUUUCCCAAUUUUGUUUUCAAGAAUUUCAAUAAUAUAAUAUGUUACUUGAUUAUUGUUUUUCACUGCAGCUUAUUCUUUUUAUCUAAAUAAAAUUAUCUUUAUCAGAAAGUUUUUUUAAUGUGGCCAUCUGUUUAAAUACACGCUAAACUAUUAUAAAUUUUAAUUUUUUAUUUAUAGGACAUAUAAUAAACUAUUAUUUUUAUUUAACAUGCACAUGUUUUAUCAUAUCUAUAUCGACUUUUAUAUUAACGAAUAUGGAAAGAAAUUUUCACAAGAAAAAAAGAAAGAAAUUUUCACUGCGAGAUGGUGUAUGAUAAUAGACCCAAACUUCUAUGUGUUGAAAUAGACUUUUGUUACAACUUACAACACACGGUUACAAGUUUUAAAAACAUAAAUUUUACUUGAAUAUGUGUUGUAUAAGCUAAAAAUGAUAAUAUGACCAGUUAGUUACUUUAACUCACAGAAAAUAGUUGCCUAGGUGGCCAGGGCUUAACACACCUAAACUUCAAUGUAUUGAAAUAGACUUUUGUUACAACUUACAACACAUGAUUACAAGUUUUAAAAACAAAAAUGUUACUUAAAUAUAUGUUGUAUAAGCUAAAAAUGAUAACAUGACCAGUAAGUUAUUUUAACUCGCAGAAAAUAUAUAGUUGCCUAGGUGGCAACACACCUAAAUGUUUUAAAAAUCAAUCGAUACAUUUACUUAAUUAAGAAAAAGAAAUUAAAAAACAACGAAUUGAAUUCCUAUAAAUUACUGGCUUCCAGAAUCUAGUAAAAACUUUUUACUAUAUAAAUCAUCUCGAUCUAUCCAAUUUUUUUACUAAAUCAUCUUUGCUUCACAACACAAUAAACAAAACUAUACACUUUGAAUUACACAUUCACGGUACUUAUGGCAGCUCAAGUGUUAAAUAAAACUUAUAGGGCAUUCAUGAUUUUAACUUUAUUUACAAUGAUUUGUUCGAUACAAGUUUCUGAUUCAAUCCCAAGAGAUGUGUGUAUAAAAGAUUGUGUCAUAAAUCAAUGCAUGAAAGCAUCAAAAAAAGCAACUCCAGCAAUUUGUGACAACCCGUGCCAGAUCAUUUGUGAUCCAAUGAAUAAUGAGCGAUACAUUACCCCCAGUCAAGGUUAUCGAAAUCCUGUAAAAAGGUUUUGUGAAACAUUUACUUGGAUAUGUCAGUAACUGGGAAAAUAAUUCUACAACAAGACUGGAAAACUAAGCGUGUAAUUUUUUUAAUGUAUAUUUAUAUGUUGUAUUAUUUGAGCGUGUGAUUUGUUUUUAAUGCAUAAGUUAUAGAUUUAUAUUUGUACCAUUUGAUCUUAAUAUUUUAUAUACCUAUUUUACAAUAAUAUUUCAUGUACCUACAUUCAUAUUUUAUAAAACAAAAUAAAAUAUUUAACAAUGUAAAUCAUGAUAAAAUUUAAUAUAUAAAUAUCAGCUUGAAAUUCUGACCUUUAAAUGUCUCAUUCCAAAAGAUUAUAAUGAUAUUGGCCAAAAAUGACUCAAAACUUAAAUUUGAAUGCAAAUAAAUACUUUAAAUUUGAUCAUAUGCAAAAGUAACAGAAAAUGAUAGUAAAAUUACAAUUAUCUCUUAUGUCCAAACAAAAAAAAUUAAUUACGGUUAUAACCCUGUAAAGUGUUCUGUAAACAAUGAAGUCUUCUCCCAUAAAGCUUUUUGAAAAAUCUACUCAUCCCGAAAAGAUUUCUCGAGAAGUGUAUUUAUGUAUUUAAUCUUAAAAUUAAUUUAUAAAAUUAUGAAAAAGAUUUUGUUGAAAAUAAAUCAAAAUCAUGUAAAUAUAAAAAAUUCUAAAUUUUAAAUUUAAAUUUA
Brassica napus (rape) is the source of this 2063-nucleotide messenger RNA. RefSeq lists its product as uncharacterized. NCBI's taxonomy places the organism in Eukaryota, Viridiplantae, Streptophyta, Magnoliopsida, Brassicales, Brassicaceae. The record is from RefSeq and is a predicted model, not a curated record. Bases 1127 to 1417 code for a protein of 96 amino acids. The transcript has a single exon.